CUUCCCAACAAUACGACACUUGUUACGCUCUGACGUCAGCUUUGAGCUCCGGGUACUUGUAGUUUUUUUUGGACGGUUAAUGUAGUCCUCGUGAAUAAGCUGUGCUCUAACGCGCAUGCGCGUGAGCUAUGAGCUAGCCGGUUAGCGUAGCCGUGAAAGUGCCGCUCGUUGUUGCUAAGCGACCAGCAGAGAGCCAGCUAGCAUCGUGAGUAAAGUUUACAGUCAGUAACUUUAUCUGGAAACACGAACAGGAGACUAACUGUGUUUGAAUCAGACGGACUAACGGCGUAAACACGAGCUGUGCGUGUGAAAUAAAGCUCAGCUCAUAUUUAAGCUUUGUUUUUAGCCUUUAAUGCUAAAGUCCCUCGGAGAGAGCACGACAACUUUUACCAGAGAUAAACAAGGUUUGAGAGCAUCAUCCCCACCCAUCCACAUCCCCAUAGAGGCCCAGUGUUAGGUGUAGUCGCAGAAAGUGUCUCCUCCUCUUCUUCUUUUUCUCUGGACUCCUGAACUUUUCAACUCCUCACCUCCACAUGCCCUUCAAACCUGGAAUGGUACUUCAAGUGACAUACACGUUUCUCAAUGGGCUCCUGUGGGACUUUGUUAAGUGUGUGUGUGUGAAAGGCUCUCGGCCUGCUGCUUGGCGCCACUUUGCCCACCCUCCACUCUCCUCCACCAAACCCUCUUGUAGUGGGACAGUUGAGAAGAUACACCGUGUGUGUGUGGACUCGGGUUACACUCCUCCGUCAGAUGGCGUUCUGCCUGGCUGAGCUGCACUUGUGGUCCACCAAGAGCUCACUCCAAGUCAAAGAUACAGAUAUUGGCACCUAUCAGUACUACGAUAAAGGAGAGCCAGCCAAUGCCCUCGAGCAUCACUACUACGAUGAGAAACUCCACUUCUGUGAAGCUCGAGGCUAUUCGUGGACCCCCAAGAACCGCCGACCGGAGAAGCUACGCGAUUCGCUGAAGGAGUUGGAGGAUCUGUUGCAGACCAACACCUGCGUUCACACCAGAUGGAGGAAAAAGCAUUGCUGCCAGGUGAUGCUGAGCAGUGGGGUACUGGUGACGCUGACCCUAAAUGGACCUCAGCUCGAACAAGUGUACAUAGACCGCACAUUAGUGGGCCGACUACCAGCAAACACAGUGACUGACGCGGUGCUGAGCGAUAGGCUGAUUCUGCUGUCCUUCCUGGAGCAGAGCCAAGUGGCUGCAGUCUACCUCAACCAAAAGAACCAGGACUCCCCGGAGACUGGCAGGCGAACAGACAAACUCUCGCCCUGUGAAAUCAAGGUGGUGUGUGUGGACAUGAGUGGGCGGGGUCGUAGGCUCCACAGGCGCGUCGGCCUCAACCGUCUCCAGGACGUGGCGCUCUGCUGGUGGGACCUAGACGAACCCGGUGAGGAGCUGUGGACCUGGACACCCACAGACACCCACAGGAACAACCUGGUCCUGCUCAGCUGCUCACCUGCUGAAGGCCUCAAGGUCCUCUGCUCCGUCCGGACAGAAGGCAAUCCCCUCGACUGCCGCUUCAGCCUGCUGCAGCCCUACCAGCUGCUAACAGUGGAGCUACCUGCAGGACAACAAGGACACAGAGAGGGCUCCUGGGCUGAGGCCUGUGUGUACGAGUGUGCACGAGAGCGCCUGCACCGGCUGUCGGUCACCCACAUCCCGCUACCAUCCCGCCCUGUCUCCUGCUCACAUCACCCCUGUGAGACCACGCUCCUCCUGGGCUUAAGCGACUCCUCCCUCGUCCUGUAUGACCAGCGGCGGGGGGUCUCUCUCCUGGCUUCCUGCCCUGUGCCACCCACCCUCCUCGCCUGGCACCCUGCUGGGGCCUUGGUCAUGGUAGGGGGAGGACAGGGGGAGCUGAUGUGCUUUGAUGUGGGCUUGGCACCUGUAAGCAUGGCACUGGUAGCAGAGGAGGUAGUUUCAGCUGCCACGCUAAGACUAGAUCAGCACCUGCGCUGCUUUGGAGGCUUGGAGGGAGUGCGGUGGGGGACGAGUCUGGAAGGAGGCCCGGAGGGGACAGAUAUCCUGAUGUUGGCCUAUCACGGGGGACCACUGGGAGCCUUGAGAUUCAGACUAGGGGCUCUGACCGGCGGCCAGAUGGGCCACGAGGAGCUGCUGCAGCAGCGGCUGCGUUGUGGCCAGGUCAGGGAUGCGCUGAGCAUCCUGGAGGCCAUGGACUGGAGCAUCAUGGGGGACGAGUGCUACCGAGGCCUGAGCUCGAUCACCAACCACCUGCUGAGGCUGGAGCUGAAUGCAGAGAGAGAGGCUCAGCUCGAAGCGGCUCUGGGUGUGUUUUAUGCCCCAUCUGCCCCUCUCUCUGAUGUGGUGAUACUCGAGUACAGGGAGCCGGUCAGCAAGUACGCCCGCCGCUUUUUUCACCACCUCCUCAGACACGAGCGCUUUGAGAAGGCCUUCCUCCUCGCUGUAGAUUUAGAGGCCAGAGAUUUAUUCAUGGACCUCCAUUAUGUCGCCAGCGAUAAGGGCGAGGUGGUGCUAGCGGAUGUGGCCAAGAGGAAAGCUAAUGAAAUCGAGGCCCGGGCCGACGUCGCAGGCGGCGACGAUCCUCUCAGAGGCAGGAAUGGUGUGUUGUGUGGUUCCAGCCUCGGGGACAGACAGACUGAGAGGAACCAGAGUGUAACAGGACCUUCGUUCCCGGGAACUCCCACUACACAUGUUGAUGGAAGAGCCAAUCAGAGGAGACCACAGGCCGAGAACGUACGCGUCACCGUGAGCCCGGACGUGUUCAGGAUACUGAGACAAACAGGAAGCACUGAAGGUGACGGAGACGACAGGAAUGAAGACGAAGACCUCGGGAUGCUUCACGUGGUCCAUUUAGGAACGGUCUGAAAAAACAAAUCAAGACACGAUAAGAACACUUUAUUGAUCCCAGCGGGACUCUGGAGAGACGACAACAACAUCUGAGUAGUGACAGCCUCUGUGUGUGUGUUGUGAAGUCGUUAUUUACCUGUAACAUCACCUGGAUAAUUGUACAGUAGAUGUCUGAUAAAGUAUUUUUUUAGUAAGUUGACCUGUUUUUGUGUUUCUGUGAACACUGAGCGGCUCCUCGCAGGUGAAGUCUAAACUAAACGAACACUUACACCGACUUCUGCCGCUUAAAAAACACGAGAAAAUGUUUUAAACGUCGCCAUUAAUCAGCCGGAAAAAAUAAAGACUUGUA
Larimichthys crocea (large yellow croaker) is the source of this 3187-nucleotide messenger RNA. It is a transcript of the gene wdpcp, whose product is annotated as WD repeat containing planar cell polarity effector. The record is from RefSeq and is a predicted model, not a curated record. The coding region runs from base 751 to 2856 and encodes 701 amino acids. The transcript has 21 exons. Gene Ontology annotation, cellular component: axonemal basal plate. Gene Ontology annotation, molecular function: protein binding. Gene Ontology annotation, biological process: nervous system development; cilium organization; establishment of protein localization. NCBI's taxonomy places the organism in Eukaryota, Metazoa, Chordata, Actinopteri, Sciaenidae.